This is a messenger RNA of Exophiala dermatitidis NIH/UT8656, 414 nucleotides long. Its product is annotated as NEDD8-conjugating enzyme UBC12. The record is from RefSeq and is a predicted model, not a curated record. Gene Ontology annotation, cellular component: nucleus. Gene Ontology annotation, biological process: protein neddylation. Bases 1 to 414 code for a protein of 137 amino acids. NCBI's taxonomy places the organism in Eukaryota, Fungi, Ascomycota, Eurotiomycetes, Chaetothyriales, Herpotrichiellaceae. The transcript is spliced from 2 exons. Gene Ontology annotation, molecular function: NEDD8 transferase activity.
AUGAAGACGACCUUUCCGAACCCAGAUGACAUUCUCAAUUUCACUCUCACUAUCGAGCCGGAUGAAGGGAUGUACAAGGGCGGUAGUUUUGUGUUCAACUUCUCCAUCAACCAGAGCUUUCCGCACGAUCCGCCCAAGGUCAAGUGCACGCAGAAGAUCUACCACCCCAAUAUCGAUCUAGAAGGCAAUGUCUGCUUGAACAUUCUACGGGAGGAUUGGAAACCGGUGUUGAAUUUGAAUGCGGUGAUUGUCGGCAUGCAGUUCCUGUUCCUUGAACCUAACGCAUCCGACCCGCUCAACAAAGAAGCAGCUGAAGAUCUUCGAAAUAAUAGAGAAGGGUUCCGGAGGAACGCGAGGACUGCAAUGAGUGGUGGGACAGUUCGGGGCGUGAGCUACGACCGAGUCUUGCGAUGA